Filobasidium floriforme is the source of this 4440-nucleotide messenger RNA. Its product is annotated as ABC-2 type transporter-domain-containing protein. The transcript has 11 exons. Gene Ontology annotation, molecular function: ATP hydrolysis activity; ABC-type transporter activity; ATP binding. Bases 199 to 4440 code for a protein of 1413 amino acids. NCBI's taxonomy places the organism in Eukaryota, Fungi, Basidiomycota, Tremellomycetes, Filobasidiales, Filobasidiaceae. The record is from RefSeq and is a predicted model, not a curated record. Gene Ontology annotation, cellular component: membrane. Gene Ontology annotation, biological process: transmembrane transport.
UGGACGGGCGCGGGCACGGGCAUGGAUACAUGAUGAUUAUGACAGCUUGCUAACAAGUUGGAUUUGCUAUCAAACCGAUUCGAAGCUGGGCCCGUUCAGUCUCAUACAUAAGAAGCUAUCAUAUCGCAGCACAACAGCAGGAAGAACGAUGAAUCUAGAUCUGAAAGUCAAACAGACAUCGGUUUUGCAGAAAUCAAGAUGCAGAACCCUGCCAUUACCAAGUCCGCCUUGGACAAUCAUUAUACACCUAGCACCGAAGAGGAUAUCGAGCUCGACAGCUCAAGUCUGACAGAGAAUCCUUCCGGGAUCAAGUCAUCAUGGCCGAUGGAAGAAGAUGUCCUCCAGAUAAAACAAGAAUAUGAGGCUGCAGGCUACCCUGCCAAACGUCUCGGAGUGACAUGGAACAACCUCACUGUGAAGGGAAAAGCCAGCUCGACCGUCCUGCACGAUACCGUUCUCUCCCUAUUUAACAUUCCGGAGAAGAUUAAGAUGGGCCGACGACCCGUGCGGGAUCAAGUGAUUCUUGACGACUGUUUCGGUUGUGUCCGACCAGGACAAGUCUUGCUCGUCUUGGGACGUCCAGGAGCGGGAUGUACUACUCUGCUCAAGAUGAUCGCCAAUGAUCGAAAGGGCUACUCCUCCAUCGAUGGGGACAUGUGGUACGGCAACAUGGACCACGAGAAGGCGGAAGAUUUCCGCGGGGAGAUCGUCAUGAAUGGAGAAGAGGAAAUUUUCUAUCCUCAUAUGACCGUUGGCCAAACCAUCGAGUUUGCGACUUCACUCAAAACUCCAGCACACGCCAUGAAGGACAAACAAAGCCGUAUCGAACAUCGAGAAAAGACGAUGGACUUUUUGUUGAGGAGCAUGGGCAUCUCGCACACCAGGGAUACAGCAGUCGGGAACGAAUACGUUCGAGGUGUGAGCGGUGGUGAACGCAAGAGGCUUUCCAUCAUCGAGACCCUUGCUACGCGUGCAGCUGUCGUCUGUUGGGACAACAGUACUCGAGGUCUAGACGCUUCGACCGCCUUGAACUGGGCGCAAGCAGUUCGAACCAUCACCGACGUGCUAGGCCUGGCUUCCAUCAUGACUCUGUAUCAAGCCGGUAAUGGGAUCUACGAUUUGGUCGACGACGUCAUGGUCCUUCACAAGGGGUUGACAAUCUACUAUGGUCCUCGAGCAGAGGCUAGAGGAUUCUUCGAGGAGCUUGGGUUCGAGCAUACCGCCGGAGCGAACAUCGCCGACAUGCUUACGGGAGUGACCGUGCCGACCGAAAGGAAGAUCGCUCCUGGCUAUGAGCAUACCUUUCCCCGGACCGCCCAAGAUAUCAGGAAGGCUUAUCUUGACCACGAAAUUUAUCGGACCAUGCGCAGCAAGCAGGAUUAUCCCCAGUCGGAAACGGCGGCUCAGAACACAGUUGCUUUCGUCGACGCUGUCAAGCUUGCUCAGGAUAAGAACCUGCCCAAGCACUCUGUCCUCACUGUUGGUCUGCUGGAUCAGGUCAUGAUCCUCGCUCGAAGGCAAUUCCGACAAAUCUGGGGCGACAAACUUUUCCUCUAUAUCCGUCAAGGCAACACGAUCAUUCAAGCCUUGAUCAUGGGCUCUCUCUUCUUCCAGGUCGAUGACAACAGUUCCGGUCUCUUCAUCAGGGGAGGCGCCAUCUUCUUCAGUACGGUCUAUCAUACUCUAUUCGCGCUGCAGGAGGUCGAGGCAAGCUUCCUCGGCAGAGCAGUGCUGGCGAAACAGAAAGGCUUCGCCCUCUUCCAUCCCGUUACAUACGUGGCAGCGCAGGUUUUCGGCGAUCUCCCAGUCAUUCUGGUACAGGUGACGCUAUUCUCAGUCAUCCUCUAUUUCAUGACCGGGUUGCUACUCGAUGCCGGAGCCUUCUUCACCUAUUGGGCGAUCGUUUUCGCCACGACGAUGUGUGCGACUGCCUUGUUCCGUAUGAUCGGGACGAGCUUUUCUACAUUCAACAAUGCUUCAAAGGUUGGCGGAUUGACGAUCAUGGUCUUGUUCACUUACAGCGGAUACAUCAUCUACCGACCUUCGAUGCAUCCCUGGUUCGAAUGGUUGAUUUACAUCGAUCCGCUCUUCUAUGCCGUAGAGGCCAUGAUGGCGAACGAGCUCGAGGGUAGAAACUUUGCUUGUCAAGGUUACAAUUUGGUACCUUUUGGACCGGAAUACGCCGGUCAACCGGCUGGUUGUUCGGGUGUUCCGGGAUCGAUCGGGGCUACAGUCGAAGGGACCAACUACCUGUCAUACCUCAGCUUCAAGCACAAGCACAUCUGGCGAAACUUUGGAGUUAUCUGGGCAUAUUGGUUCCUGUUCGUCUUGAUCACGGCGCUGUUGAUGACCUAUAGUGUCUCAAACGAUUCGGGCGGUUCCAAGAUAGAAUUCGCACGAAACCAGGCGACCCUGGCUGCUAUUGCGCAGACGGAUGACAACAAUGACCCGGAGAAACAGCUGGACAGCAAGGAGACUGUCGCCCCGAAGGAAGAAGCAAACCACAACAAAGAGGAUUCGAAACUGAUCAAGAAUACUUCCGUGUUCACGUGGGAGAACCUGACUUACACCGUCAAGACGGCCGAUGGGGACCGAGUCUUGCUCGAUAAUGUCAACGGUUUCGUCAAACCUGGAACUCUGGGCGCCUUGAUGGGAAGUUCCGGCGCGGGGAAGACCACCUUGCUCGAUGUCCUCGCUCAACGCAAGACGGAAGGAGAGAUCAGCGGAAAGAUUCACGUCGACGGCCGUACCCUACCUCUCGCUUUCCAACGUUCCGCUGGAUAUUGUGAACAACUCGAUGUACACGAACCUCUGGCGACCGUCAGGGAGGCACUCGAGUUCUCUGCCGUUCUGCGACAGUCCCGGGAGAUUCCCAAGGCGGAAAAGCUGGCUUAUGUCGAUACGGUUAUUGACCUGCUCGAGAUGAGGGACAUCGAACACGCGCUAGUGGGGACCACCGGGAAUGGGUUGAGCGUCGAACAGCGCAAGAGGCUUACCAUCGGUGUCGAGCUCGUCGCGAAGCCCUCUAUCUUGUUGUUCCUGGACGAACCCACUUCUGGUCUGGAUUCACAAUCCGCCUUUUCGAUCGUCAAGUUCUUGCGUAAACUAGCCGAUGCGGGUCAAGCCAUUCUCGUUACCAUCCACCAGCCGAGUGCCUCGCUCUUCUACGAGUUUGACAACCUGCUCCUUCUCGCUCGAGGAGGCAAGACGGUCUACAACGGUCCUAUCGGUCACCAAGCCUCUGCCGUCAAAGAUUACUUCGAACGUUCCGGCGCGCCUUGUCCGCCCGGACGUAACCCCGCUGAACACAUGAUCGACGUCGUCUCUGGCGAACUGUCGAGGAAAGACGAUUGGUCUCAGAUCUGGCUCAAUUCUCCGGAACACGCUGCGGUUCAGGAAGAACUCCAAGCGAUCGAACAGGAUGCUUUGAGUCGGCCUGUCGCUUACGACGAACAGGCCGAGGAGUUCGCAGCGAGCUUGUGGGAACAGUGCAAGGUCGUCAACAAGCGGAACAGUAUUUCCCUCUUCCGGGACACCGAAUACGUCACCAACAAGGCGGCCUUGCACAUCUUUGCCGCGCUCUUCAACGGGUUCUCUUAUUGGAUGCUCGGAGAGGGAACCAUCGACCUACAGAACAAGGUCUUUACGGUGUUCAGUUUCAUCUUCGUCGCCCCUGGAGUCAUUGCGCAGGUCCAACCGCUUUUCAUCGGCCGAAGGGAUAUCUUUGAAGCGAGAGAAAAGAAGGCCAAGAUUUACAAUUGGAAAUCGUUCACCUUUGGGCUUAUCGUCUCCGAGUUCCCUUACUUGGUGGUCUGCGCGGUACUCUACUUCUGCUCUUGGUACUUUACCGUCGGAUUUACGAGCAAAGCUUCGAGGGCUGGACCGGUCUUCCUCGAGGUACUGCUGUACGAGUUCAUCUACACCGGUAUCGGACAAUUCAUUGCCAGUUACGCUCCGACCGCCACGAUCGCGUCCGCUUUCACGCCCUUGAUCAUCGGGACUCUCCUGUCCUUCUGCGGUGUUUUCGUUCCCUAUGCCGCAAUCACGGAGUUCUGGAGGUACUGGCUCUAUUAUUUGGACGUCUUCACGUACAUCAUGGGUUCGAUCCUGUGGUUUGUCCUCUGGGACCAGCCCGUCAACUGCCGACCGGACGAGUUGACCAACUUUGACCCGCCCUCGGGUCAGACUUGUGGAGCCUACUUGGAGACCUUCUUGACCCAGUACAACCCCGGUGCCAACCUCCUCAACCCGGAAUCGACCAGCGGAUGUCAAGUGUGUUCGUACAGGAGUGGAACGGAUUACUUGAGGACGAUCAACAUCACCGAGGUGACGACCGGGUGGAGGAAUGUCGGGAUCACCGGGAUCUUUGUGGUCAGCAGUUACGCGAUCGUGUUUUUGAUGAUGAAGCUGCGAACCAAAGCGACGAAGAAGGCCGAUUAA